This is a messenger RNA of Thamnophis sirtalis, 404 nucleotides long. The record is from RefSeq and is a predicted model, not a curated record. NCBI's taxonomy places the organism in Eukaryota, Metazoa, Chordata, Lepidosauria, Squamata, Natricidae.
GAAACCAUGCCCCAUGACACUGGUCUUCGGUUGCCGACAAUCCAAGAUCGAUCACAUUUACAAAGAAGAGACUCUACUGGCCAAGAGCAGCGGGAUCUUCAAAGAGCUGUUCACAGCCUAUUCUCGUGAACCAGAAAAACCAAAGAAAUAUGUGCAGGACAUCCUGCAGGAGCAACUGGCGAGCUCAGUCUACAAAGCACUGAAGGAGAAAGGUGGCCAUGUCUAUGUGUGCGGGGAUGUCACCAUGGCUGGAGAUGUCCUCAAGACCAUCCAAAGCAUCGUUCGGCAACAGGGGAAGCUGUCAGCCGAGGAAGGAAUUGCGUUCAUUAGCAAACUGAGGGAUGACAACCGAUACCACGAAGAUAUCUUUGGGGUCACUCUACGCACAUACGAAGUGACCAAUC